UGUAUGUUUUAUCAAGGAAAGCGACACUUACGUCGGUGAGAAAUCAUUCGCUUGCAAGGGCGUAAUUGAAACACUAGCAAUGAAAUUUUAUAUUUAAAUUUUAACGUUGCAAAAUAAUUCCAUAUCUGACAGGCAUAAAAAGAUUAUGAUGUAAUAAAAUGGCAGCUGCAAAGGAAGGAAUAGUUAAAGAUAUGUGUAUAUAUGAGGCAUUAGAAAACUUGGGAUUUUCGAAAGAUUUGACAGUGAAACGGUGGAAAAUCAGCGAUAAUGCUGAAAUAAGUGGGACUAGAAUUACAAAAAGAAAUUGGCGUACUAAUAUAGAUGUCAUUGUCGCUGGGAGCCGCGGAGAAGGGACUGGGGUUGCCUUUGAAUCAGAUGCCGACGUAAUAUUUGUAGAUCGUUCAAUAAAAUGUUUUGAAAAUACACCGUCUCAUCAUGAAAAAGCAAGAUAUGAUGCAGUAUUUAAACUUGAUACACGUAAAGACUAUGUUCCACCGGGUUACUCAUUUUUAGAGAAAGUUUCACUAAAGGAGAAGGAAGACAAUUCAAUGUUCUUAGGAUUUCUAAAAUCGGCCAUUACCCGAGUCAACAGAAAACAAUACUUACGAAAUAAUGGCGAUUUCAUAGGUGCAAUAGCAAAUAAUGCAGCUAGGGAGAACUCUGGAUGGUUUGGACGACAAUUCCAGAUAGAAACUCCCUCUGGGCCAUCAAAGCCUUUUAAAAUUCCAAUACCUUUCAUCGAUACUGGACAUGUGUCCAUAGAUUAUGUAGCAGCUUUUCCUUGUUCAUUUCCUUCAAUAGAGCAGUGGUGUGCUAGAAAAAGAAUGUUCGGCUGGCCUAAUAAAGAUUUAAUAGACGCUAUCAGAAAUUUUGAUGUCUUUGUAGUUCCUGUUGGAAUGACCAAUACAGACAUCGACCGGCUGCAAUGGAGGUUGUCCUUCACCUUAGCAGAACGAGAGCUGGUGCGUUCUUUUAACGACGUGCAAAUCAAAUUGUACGCGGUGAUGAAAAUGUUAACAAAACGCCAUCUCAAACCUGUUUGUGAAAAUAUUUCUUCCUAUAUGAUCAAAAAUGUAAUAUUCUGGGUGCUUGAGGACACACCCAAUGACUUUUUUACAAGAGAAAAUUUCUGCGAAAUACUAUCAGUUACACUUGGCAGACUAAAAACGUACUUAGUAGCAGAAUAUCUACCAAAUUAUAUGAUGUGUGAAAGGAAUUUGCUAGAUGAUAAAAUAUCGAAAAGUGAGGGAAUUUGCUUGCUGAGCCGUCUAGACGAAGUAAUGCAAGAUGUGAGCAAAGCAGUAUUUGAGUGUCCUUUGAUAUACGAAAAAGAAGUUCACUCAGAAAAAAAGAGAUGGCUAUCUGUACUUGAACAGCUACUUGCUGGAAUCUUUGCGAUACCACCGCAUCAAUGCGACGACGUUGAGAAGGAGCUGCAUGCUGCAAAUUCACCUUUUGAGAUUUUACACAUUCUGUUGAAAGGUGUCGUUCCAACUAUUCGACAAACAAAUCCCUAUGGUUUCUUCGAUCUCUUAAUUUCAAUGUCAGAUCAAGAAAUAAUAGAAGCCGGAAUGAAGUGCAUCAAAAAUGCCGAGGACUUGAUGAUUUUUUUCCCUUAAACGAUUAUAUACAACGUUUGUUAAACUUAUCAGAUUGUAAGACAUACAAAAACUAAUCUAAAGAGAAACAAUUCAAGAUGCCGUCCAACACGGCCAAAUGGAACGAUUUGCGAGCUGGGUUUGAUUUGCCUAUUGAUAGACUCCUACCUUCCACGACCGCUUAAAACGGCUAGAGCAGAAUGCAAUUAAAUCAUGAAAAUUGUGUAACGUGGAAUCAUUCACCUGUUCAUGAAUUGGAAAUGCUUUAGAUUCAAAACUUAGAACCCUUGUAAGACGCAUUCAUGACGCAUUUUACCACACGUGAACAACUUAAAAUGUAUUCAAAUCAUUAUGCAAGGAAGUUAUAGUCGAUGGCAAGUUUGACGUGAGUCAACAUUGAAACUAGUUUUUCAAGAUUUAACACGCCUAGCCAAUUAAAUUAUGCAUGUGAUGUAACUGGACAAAUAUACAUAUCAGAAUGAAUUUUCAUUAUAAUCUCGUUUACAUACAUGCUUCAAACUGAAGUAGAUUUCAAUUUUAUGUAGCCAAAAAUAUAGCAUUAUGUAAAAAUUUAAAAUGAUGUUUGGGUAGGAUAGAAGAUUUUUGUUUUUAAAUUCUUAUCUUAGUUCAUUUAAGUCAUGAAUGUUUUCCCAUCAAAUUAGCCUUUCAAUUUAGGGAAAGUGCAAUAUCUAUAUACCAGUAUUUAAUCACUUUCCUUUAAUUACAUGUAUAUCAUUCGGAGGCCGGAUAUGUCAUGAUCCUGUAUCGUUUAUCAUCCUCUGUAUUUUUGUGUGUGUCAUUUGUACGAUAACCACCGCACUACUGAUUUCUUUUUCGAUAUCUCUGAUGUAUAAAACACUUACAAACUUUGAUCUGGCGUAUGCACAAGUCCUAACUAUCUUUCGUUUCAACUUUUCUUCCGCAAUCAUUUGUACAUAACUUCCUGUUGACGCUCACAAUCAAAACUCUGCAGUACGAAUACAUUAAUGUUUAAGAUGUAAAGUUUUUUAUAGUUUACCACAAUUAUUGAGAAAAUUAUUAGAUUUGUCCACGAACCUCUGGAUAACGCCUCGUAUAUGCUAUAUAAUAUUGCUGGUGUCAUUGCUUCAUGAGAUAUCAAUAAAGUAAAAUCGACAUAAUUCAAAUAAGAAAAUUUCAAGUCAAAUUGUAUUAGUGCACUUAACUGUAUUUGGAAACGUGAUUAGAGUAGCAAAAUGAAGUAUGCUGUACAAUUUUUUUUUGAUAUACAAAACUACUUCAAAUUAUGACAAGAAAUAAGACUAAACAAGAAACGAAUAGUAAAUACAAUGAAAGA
Ruditapes philippinarum (Manila clam) is the source of this 2913-nucleotide messenger RNA. RefSeq lists its product as uncharacterized. The record is from RefSeq and is a predicted model, not a curated record. Lineage: Eukaryota; Metazoa; Mollusca; Bivalvia; Venerida; Veneridae. The transcript has a single exon. The coding region runs from base 159 to 1619 and encodes 486 amino acids.